Messenger RNA from Boleophthalmus pectinirostris (great blue-spotted mudskipper), 2281 nucleotides. RefSeq lists its product as uncharacterized. NCBI's taxonomy places the organism in Eukaryota, Metazoa, Chordata, Actinopteri, Gobiiformes, Gobiidae. Gene Ontology annotation, molecular function: oxidoreductase activity, acting on paired donors, with incorporation or reduction of molecular oxygen, reduced ascorbate as one donor, and incorporation of one atom of oxygen. The record is from RefSeq and is a predicted model, not a curated record. Bases 167 to 2203 code for a protein of 678 amino acids. The transcript has 13 exons.
ACGUGAAACGGAGCCGAAUAAGGUAAAGCUGUCCAAACUAGAGCGGCAGCAUCCUGGAUAAUCCUGUGCGUAAAAGUUCCGUGGAGCGCGCAGAGGAAGCGCGCUCGUCUCUGACCGGUGAUGAGAAGAGCGGGUCAGGAGAGUCCAGUGUCCGCGGAGAGGAACCAUGGCGCUUCUGUCCCCGCUGCUGUGUCUUCUUGUUUCUGUUGUGACAGCUCAUGUGAUCGGGGCAGAGCGCGGAGCUGCGGAGGGCGUCCGGGGGAGAAGACGGACCGCCCUGACCGAGGAAGGCGACUCUGAGCGGGCACACAGCGACCCGAGUGACUGGGGGCAGGGCCACAGGAGCCCCAUCAGAGCGGCACCGUACAGCCUGGAGCCCGGGGACCCCGCGCCCGCCUUCUCUGUGCCCACUCUGGAUGGCCCGUUUCAGUACAAGCCGGGCGAGUUCAGAGCCUCCCUCAUCAUCCACGCCUUCACCAACAAGUCUGCCUUCCUGGAGAGUUUGUGGAGCUCCACUGAGGCCCUGGAAGCCCUGGUGCACGGGCUGCCCAGCACUGCCCACGUGCUGCUCCUGUCUCUGGACGACUCUGCUCCGUCUGAUGCCCUGUGGAUGAGGGAGCAGCUGUACCACGCCGCCUCACACAGAGGCUCCCUGAUGCAUAAGGAGACUCUGUCCCGGCUGCACUUCUGUCCUCUGUCUGUCUUCGCUCUGGGAAACUGGAUCCCUGCUGUGCUCUACUCCUGGAGCUGCUCCGGACACAACUGUGGACUCUCCCAGGCUGUGUUCACAUCCAGAGAUUGGAAAAUGCCUGUGGUGGUCAAAAGGCUGGACGCUCGAUAUGAUUGGCUGAUGGCACACUGGGAUCAGAGGUCAUACUCUCUGGUGGAUGCAGGUGACGGGUGUGCACCCUCUGCUGAUGUGAAGGGUGCAGUGGCCUGGGUGUCAGAGGACGGGUGCUCGUUCUUCACUAAGGUGCAGGCCAUGGCCAGAUCCAAUGCGUCCGGUGUCCUUGUGUACGCUGGAGCAGGACAGCCCAUCCGGGACAUGACGUGUGUGGGGGCAGAGUGUGAGGUCGCCCUGGACCUGCCCGCCGCCAUGGUGCACCUGGAGCCCUCUGUGGCACAGUCGCUACGCCUCGGACAGCCAGUGAACGUGUCCUUCCAGACCACUCCCUCCCCAAACGUCUUCAUCAGUAUUGACCAGCAGGGGGCGCUGGCAGAAGUGGGCUGGUUUCUCUACUCAACAUUCAGUUUCAUCAACUGGCAGGCUCAGUGGUUUGAUUUCCGCACCAGUCUCCUGAGCAAACUUCAGACUCCAGCCACCGUCCUGUCGGUGUUUGAUAAAGUCCAGAUGCAGGGAGAGAGUGGAGCCCAAGCAACACUCCAACUGCCCUCAGGAGUGUGGGACAGUCUGGAGCUGGACGUGUCUCUGUCUUGUCCCUCCAGCAGAGACUCGUCCUGUCCUCAGUGGGACCACACGGUGCAGUUGUUCGUGUGCUGUGACCCUCUCAGUGACAUGUGUAACCUGGAGCUGGGCCGAUGGAUCACCGCCUUCAGGAGAGGGACCGGACACUGGCUCACAGACGUGUCUCCACUGCUCCCUCUGCUGGACAGCUCCACCUGCUCCUUCACCAUGAAGACUGUGCCCUGGGCCAUGCCCUGGAUCGUGUCUCUGAACCUGCGCUUCAGUCAGACCAACAGCUCCACAGAAGGAAGCCCACUGCGUCCAUUUAAAGUGACUUCAGUGUUCAGCGGUGGAACAUUUGACAAAGAUUAUAAUAAAAGAUAUCAGCCCUUUAAAUUCAGUGUUCCAGUCUCUGCCAAAAAGGUGGAGCUGUAUGCAGUGGUCACGGGACACGGCAGCGAUGAGAACGGCUGUGGAGAGUUCUGUGUCACCUCCCAUCACUUCACCGUCAACUCCGUCUACAACCACACGCUCACGUUCGACACAGCAGGUUCUCCUCUGGGCUGCACCCUGAAGGUCCCAGACGGCGCUGUUCCCAAUGAGCACGGCACCUGGCUGUACGGCAGAGGAGGCUGGUGUGACGGGCUGCAGGUCGCCCCCUGGAGGGUGGACCUCACUAAGCAGGUGGACCAGAGCAACUCCCUCGUGUACUGUGGUCUGUUUGAGGGCAGAGACCCAAACCCCUCUGCAAAGCCCGGUUACAUCAUCAUGUCCUCUUUCCUCAUCUUCUAUAAGUGACUGCACUCUGGAAAUAUUUCUAAUCAAAUACAAACAAUGUCAAUCAAUGAAAAUAAAAGUGUAUUUUUUUUAUCCGUA